GUAGCGGGAAUUUUUGACGUGGGGAAUAAAAAUUUUUCCCAAGAUCUCUGUUUUCUUCCGUCGUUUUGUUCAGUAAAACUGUAAAUUGUGUAAAAAAUACGCAUCCAAGGAGCUCCAGGGGUUAGUGGAGAGCCUCUUCUGCCGGAAGGUAGUGGAAUAAUUCGCGGAGAUCACGUGCAAAACACCUGGGAUGCUUCCCUCGACGGGAUUAUUCAAGUCAAUCAAUUGCCCUUUCUUCAGUGCCACUGACUCAUGCUCCCGGCCUUUCUGCCACUUUAAGCACGUCCGGAAAGAUGACAACAAAGCUACACCUCCGGUGUAUACGCCGUCCCAGAAGAAGGAAGCACCGGGUGUAGAGGAGCAGGAACCGGUGCCAAAGAAGGCAAAGCUGGAGUAUGUGCCGCAUAGCAUUAGCACGAAAGCCGUGAUGAAUGAUCAUCCGGCGCCGAGCUAUAUUCCCUCAGUUUCCGUCCUCAAAAAGACAAAUCCCGCAGAAAUAUCCUUGGAGGAGAUUGACGAGGAGCUCAAUCUCAUCUCGGACAUUCUGCAGGAUGUGGAGUCCAAUGGGGAUGUGCAGCAGGAACAUGUGGUCACGUAUAAACCAUCAAAGAUUGUCGAAGUGAACGCCGCGACAAAGUGUAGUGAGAAGGAGAACAUCGAGAAGACGCAGGAGAAGGAGAAAGUCGUGAAGGAAGCAAAGGAGAAGCCAGUAGAGGAUGUGGAGAAGAAGGAAAAGCCUCCGGAGGAGAAGAAACACAAAUCAUCCCGCUCCAACAGCCAUCGAUCGCAUUCAUCGUCAAAAUCCAAACAUCACAGCUCCUCCAAAAGCUCCUCGAAGAGCUCAUCGAGCAGCCACAAAAGUUCCUCAAAAUCCCGCGAGUCUGACCACAAGAGCAGUCACCGUAGCUCCUCAAAGCACCGACACUCCUCAAGUAGCUCCUCCAAGUCCUCCAAGACGUCCAGUGCGAGCAAAAAAUCCGAAAAGACUUCCUCAUCGAAAUCCGAGAAGUCUUCAUCAUCGAAAAAUACUCAAUCUGAAUCUGCGCGUCUGCAGGAAUUUGAUCUUCUUGCCGCCCUCGAGGCUGAGAGUAGCGAUGAGGAUGACAUUGAAGCUCAGUGCAAGAUGAUAUUUGAGGAGUUUACGGCUCAGGAAUCGACUGAGGGGCGAACAAGUGACAAACCUCCGCUGCUUGAGAAGAAACCCGAACCGGAAGCCCCGGAAUUGCAUGAGGAGCAUGCAAAGAAGAAGCGUAUUGCCCAUGAGAAUGCUCAGAAGCGCCCCUCGCUACUUCCAGCGCCUCCAAAGCGUGUUAAUCACAUUCAAACAGCUUUGCAUAGUGUCUACCAGCGGCAGGAGCUUGUCCGGAAGCAAUUGGAGGUAACCAAGGAGCAGGAAAAGGUGGAAGCUCCACUGAAAUCUCCACCAUUGUCUCCGGGAAAUCCUGCAAACUUUGCACGGCGCAUAGCCCCCGUGUCAAACACUGUAGCCCUCAUUAAUGCAAAGAAGCGCAUUGAGGAGUUGAGGCAGCAACGUACAGUGGCUCAGACAGCUUCAAAAGCUGGCAAAAGGAUUGCCCACGCGAAUCCAGCUCUCUUGACGGAGAAACCAGCUCCCCCCGUGUUGGAACCAACAGCCACGAAGAUCUCCUACAACCUCCGGAUGCAGUACUACAAUAUUAUGGUGAAGCAUUGCGUGCAAAUCUAUCCAAAUUGCGAAGAUGGGUGGCAGAGGGCACAAACGGAGGAAUUGGCGGUGUUUAAGAAGUGCAGUAAUCCAAUGAUUUACAAAAGUAGUGCCUCUCUCGUUGUUAACAAGCUCCGGAAGGAGUCAAUUGAGGCGGGAAGUAGACAAACAGAGAGGAACAACACUGUGUCUCAUGAUGUGAUUUUGGCAGGGAAAUCAGGUCAAAAGAAUUCCUGGAGCAUCAACAAGACGCGAUCGGAAACAGCAUCAGGCGGGAAUUCCUUUGACACCAUUGCCAGUACGAAGGCCUACAAUUUAGCUGCUGAAUGUGCCUUGACGGAGGAACAAUUGAAGGAGAAUGGCUACCCAAGGGCGGGGAAGUGCAAAGGUCAGGCGACAAUUUGCAAAACAUACCAGAAGCACCAUCUGAGCCCUCCGAAUCCCGAUGAGAGAUUCUGCAGUCGGUGCUCGAAGCUCUUCAACAUUGCGUGCUACGAUCGUCCGGGUGUGGAUGAGUGCAACUACCAUCCAAAGAGUACGGGCUUCCGGCGGGGAUUUGCUGAUAAUCUCCACAGAUGCUGUCAGCAGGCAGCAGGAACGCCGGGAUGCAUGUACGCGAACUACCACGUGAGUGAUCAGGUGGAUUAUGAAAAUCUCACGGGAUUCGUGACGACUAUUUCGAGGGAUGAGAAGUACGUUUGCACCCGGAAGGAUAUCUUCGCUCUUGAUUGUGAGAUGUGCUACACAACGGAAGGGUUGGAGCUCACGCGGGUCACUGUGGUGGACGUAGACAGCAAAGUAGUCUACGAUGCCCUCGUGAAGCCCGACAAUCGCAUCAUUGACUACAAUACUACAUAUUCAGGGAUAACCGAAGCAAUGCUGGCCAAAGAAACACGAACAUUGCGCCAAGUGCAGGCUGUGCUACUCUCAAUGUUCCAUUCACGGACAAUCCUCGUGGGGCAUAGUCUCGAAAGUGAUCUGUCGGCCCUAAAGAUGAUCCACAGCCUCGUUGUGGACACGUCCAUUCUCUAUCCCCACAAAAUGGGACCACCGAAGAAGAGGGCGCUCAAGACGUUGUGCAUUGAGAACCUCAAGAGGAUUAUUCAGGAAAAUGAGAGUGGACACGAUAGUGCGGAAGAUGCUGAAGUCUGCAUUCAGCUGCUGAAGCACUACCUACGAAAUCGGAUAACGUGAAAAGCGGAUUUCAUCGUAUUUUUGUUUCUCCUUGAUUUUCCAUUUUUUUUCCUUGCGAAAGUAAUAACAUUAAAAUUCAUCUGUAUUUAUUUUUCUUACACAUUCGUCCGCACCGAUUUAAUAAUAAAAAAAAUCUCUCGAAA
Messenger RNA from Lutzomyia longipalpis, 3021 nucleotides. RefSeq names its product putative exonuclease GOR. Lineage: Eukaryota; Metazoa; Arthropoda; Insecta; Diptera; Psychodidae. Bases 191 to 2878 code for a protein of 895 amino acids. The record is from RefSeq and is a predicted model, not a curated record. Gene Ontology annotation, cellular component: nucleus. Gene Ontology annotation, molecular function: metal ion binding; exonuclease activity; nucleic acid binding. The transcript is spliced from 6 exons.